This is a messenger RNA of Anopheles bellator, 2962 nucleotides long. Its product is annotated as pneumococcal serine-rich repeat protein-like. The record is from RefSeq and is a predicted model, not a curated record. The transcript has a single exon. Lineage: Eukaryota; Metazoa; Arthropoda; Insecta; Diptera; Culicidae. The annotation marks the transcript as partial.
AUGGACGAGAACGAGGUGAUGGCCGCGUUCCUGUGGAGCAAGCACUCGAAGGAGGUGUACAGCAACCAGGGGCUGAAGGAUCUGCACCACCUGCACCAGGACUUCAUCAUCAACGACUACACCGACAAGAUAGCGACCAACAUCGACCUGCUCGACACGGAGCUGAAGUUUGCGUGGGCCGCCCUGAACCUGUUGAACGAGGAGUACACAAAGAUGUCGGAGAAGGUGUUCAAGCUGCAGUCGCUCAACAUAUCACAGCAGCGGAUAGUGCAGAACCUCCAGUUCAUGGAGGAGAACCGGAAGGCGUACCUGGACAUGAUACCGGACUACGCGAAGCACCACGAGUUCUCGCUGCAGGAGCAGUCGCGGCUGCGGCAGGACCUGGAGUACCGGGACCGGAUCAGCGAGGCUCUGCACAGCGGUCUGCAGGAGGACGCACUGCAGGACGAGUACCUGCUCCAGCAGCAGCAGCACCACAACGAGCUCCUGUUCGAGCACCAGCUCCAGAUGCACAGCUCCAUGCAGAUGCUGCACUCGGCGUCACAGCAGCACCACGGCGGCCACCAUCAUCAUGCCGUGUACUCGGGUGAGCUCGAGCAGCAGCAGCAGCACCAACAGCAACAGCAGUACGACGCCGAGUACCUGGCGGCGGUACAGCGUAACUUCGGCAACGUGCCGGCGGUCCUGCAGGAUCAGUACGCCAAGCUCAUCCAGGCGCACCUGGAGGCCGAAGCGAGCUCGGUCGCGAUCCGAUCCGGGCCGCCGGCUGCUAUCGAGCCGCCUCCUCCACCGGCGGCCCACGCUAUCGGCCGCCCAUCGACCAAUCCGUUCCUGACGGCGGGCGAAGCGAGCCGCGGGCUGCUGAGCAACAUUGAGCCGGCGGACAGUGCGGCCAUCAUCGAGGAGCAGCUGCGGACUUCGUUCCUGAACCACGCCAAGCAGCUGGAGCUCUUGGAGGCCGUCGGGAGCUCACCAUCACCGGGGACCGGGAAGCGGUACCCGGCGGGCGACCGGGCGGGGCCAGUGAGUGAGGAAGGGAUGCGGGAGCUGAUCAACAAGAUCAUGAGCGAGGAGGACGUGGCGUCGCUGAGCAGCGAGGAGAUGGACCGGGUGCGUUGCUUCAUGGCACGGAACUGCUCCGAGCUGCUGGAAGCGUUCGGGGACGAGGAGCUGCAGGCGGUGUACCCGUCCGUCAAGACGGCCGAACUGCUGCUGGUAGCGCGCCGUACCGCGGGUGGCGGGCGCCCGUCGACCGGUAGCCCACGGGCAUCGCCGGCCAAGUACGGCCUCGCGGACGGGCUGGCUACGCUCACGAAGGACGACCUGCUGACGGUGGCGAACGGGACCAUCACGAUCCACCACGAUACCAGUGCGUCCGAGAGCGACUUCCGGCUCAGUGCCGAGCCCAGUGACGAAGGGGUCGGGGUCACCACUGGCGGUGGCGCCUCGCCCGAGAAGCUGAUGGAGUUCUCGCCCUUCGGUCUACAGGCAACGCUCCACCAGCUCCCGCGGAACGACGCGGAGAGCAUCAUCAGCAAGGCGGAAGAACCGGCUGGUGGGGUGGGGGAUGUGGAGGAGCUGAGUGAGCCGACGGAUGACGUCACGGUGGCCAAAACAACCAUCCCACUGACGUUCGCCUGCACCAACCUUGUUGGGCUGACAACCGGGGCCACGACGCUGUAUCCGGGCGGACGUCACGGACUCACGGAGCAGCCACCGGAGCUGACGAGCUGCGUGUCCAGUUCCAGUGACCAACUCGACCGGACGGUGGCGACCCCUGCUACGACGAGUCUCGUCCGGAGCCCCGCAAUCCCGGUGGCGACGGCGGCGGCCGAUUCGAACGACACGGCCGCGAUCCUGCAGGCAAUCAUCAGCCGGCGCUCGAGCAUGCCGUCGGAGGCGUCGACGAGCCCCCCGACGUUCCAGCCGUUGCCGGGGCAGACGUCGAUCACCGACUCGCCGGAGAUGCAGGCCAUCUACGACAGUCUGUCGCGCAAGUCCAGCCUCCCGACGCUGGGCGACAUCACGUUCUUCCCGUCGCUCGACAUCACCGACUCCGGCUUUGCGGGGGACACCACCAGCGACACCAGCUUCGCGCUGUUCCCGCCGACGGCCGCGACCUCGACGACGACGACCCCGGCCCCGCAGCCGGUCAGCCUGCCCGACUCCGCGACCCUGCCAGCUCUGCCCGCGGACACGUCCGACUCGUCGUCCUCCGCGCUGCACACCUCGAUGAACUCGUCCGGUAUCAGCGAGGCGUCCGACAACAGUGGCGCCUUCACCGACAGUCUACCGCCCCCGGCGUCGAUCGGUAAGCUACCGGCCCUGCCCCCACUACUGGCCGCCCCGACCAUGGCGACGCUCGGUGAUAGCAAACCGGUGGCGACCGAGGCGAAGGAGGUGAAGAACGCGAAACCGGCGGUGGCUGCUGCUCCGCCAUCGAUCGCCGGCUCGGUGCUGGGGAAGGCGGCCGCCCUUACCGGGUCCGUCAUCGGGUCCACCAAGCAGCCCGCCAGCACGCAGCCAGCCAGCACGCAGCCAGCCAGCACGCAACCACCAGCGCAGCUGGAGUCGAAGCCUUCCGGUGGCUUCUUCCAAGCGACGACCGCCAACUUUGGCAGCUUCUUCACCAAGGUCAACAAGAACCUCCAGCCGAGCGAGACCACCACCAGUACCACCACCGCAGCCGCCACCAGCACCGCCACCGCCACCGACAGUACGCUCGGUGCCAAGUCGAAGUCGUUCUUCGCGUCGAUGAAGAGCUCGUUCAGUCUCGACUCCUCGAAGGCCUCGGUCGACGAGCCGACGGAACCGGUGCUACCGCCACAGCCACAGCCUCAGCCGCAGCCUAUCGUAGGUCCCACGCAGUCUUCGCCCACUUCUCAGGCACCGCUCGGAGGCUCCAGUCCACGGGAGCUCCAGCAGCAGCAGUCGGAACCACCGGUGAUGGCGGCUGGAACAG